CCGCCCGUCUGCUCCGUCCGCAUCAUGGACCGCGACCGGGGCCCGCGGAGCUCGGCGGUGGACCUGGGCUUCGGGGCGCUCAGCACCGCGCAGCUCCGCGCCCUGAUGCGGGAUGAGACGUGGCUGGAGCGCAUCGUCAAGCUGAGCAGGAAGUUCCAGAAUCUGCAGCUGGAGCGAGAGAUGCGCCUGGCUUCCAACUAUGCCCUGGCCAAACAGAACCUGGCUCUGCAGCCGCGUCUGGAGAACGGCAAGGCCUCCCUGGCCAUCAAGUACCAGGAGCUGCGGGAACUCCGGGAGACGUGUCGAGAGAAGCAGCAGCGUCUGGGGGCUUGUAUGGAAAAGUGGACCCCACAGAAUGCUGUAAGCAGGCUGCAGUCUGAGCUGGACGGAGUGGAGACCAAUGUUGAGGAGCAGAUGGAGCAAUUCCUAUGCUGGGACCUUCCCAUCGAGACCUUUGUGGAGUCGUUCCAGCACAGCCGCAUGCUAUCUCACCUCCGCCGCACCCAGCUGGAGAAACUGCAGGAGAUCUUGAAGCUGGAGAAGGAAAAGACCCCGGAGCAGCCUAGCCCCAGCUGUGAAGAACAGCCUGCAAGCUCCCCAGCUCUUCCGGCUCCUCCCACUGUAGCCCAAGUCGCCCCGGCGCAGAACGGGCCGGCCCCCAAGGUCUUCCAGCUCCGCUUGGCACCAGCUUUCUUGAUCCCUUCCGAAGCCGUGCUCCCCAUCCCCGUGGCGGCGGCUCCCCAAAAGUGCUGCCUGCCGACCCUGGCCACCUCGCACCCCAAGGCUCCCUUUGUGGGCUCCCCUUUGAGCCUGAUUGGACAUAUCCACUUGCCGCAGGCUCACUUGCCUCACCAGAAGAAGAAGGAGCCUCCGCACCGGUAGGAGCUGGAACCGUUAGGACAUUUCGACCGGAGCCUCUGACACGAGCUACGAUGUGCCAGGGUCCGAGGUGUCACGACAGCCCUCCGAGGACUCGGUUCUCCCAGACUUGCCAGGAGCUGGGGGUUGGGGGCGGGCUGGGCUGGGGGGAAUGAGCUGGAUCCCUAUUCUCUCUGGCUGCUGAGUGUCAUGUGGUUUUAAUCCCCCUCCCGUCCCCCACCUCCUUAGGCAGCCUGGCUGGCCGGGGUUAUAAUACAUUAUUGUAAGUAUAGGCAGCAGAGACAGGGAAGGGUUCCCCCCCGCCCUCCAAUCUUACAAUUAAGGGAGGUAUACUUAGUUUCAUUCCCACUCCCCACCUUUCGGGGAGCCUGCAACCACCAUGCACCCAUCAAAUUUCCUGUAGAGAAAAGAAAAUUGCAGGCCGCUAGCCGCUUCAUCUCUGAUUUUUACCAUGGCUGUAGGACGGCAACACCCACGGGCGCUGUCCUGCCACAGCAGGCAAGCUGAGCUUUCCUUAGCACGAGCAACUCCAUUUUGUUCACAAGCAGAGAAGCCACGGGGCAAAGGUGUAGGGGAAUGCACAUAGCACAUUGUGAGGGGUGGGGGAUGGGAGGGCCGGUGGGUAGAACGUGAUUUGGAGGGGGCACAUUUUGGAGUGGGUUUGUCCUUCGCCUCCAUCAUUCGGUUCAUCUGUCGAAGUGGAAGAGGGCUUCCAUGAUUGCGGCAAGGGGGGUUGAGGGGUGGGGGUGGGUUGGAGUUGUAAAGCACAGGGUAUGGGGAUAUUUGGCCCAAAGUUGCGCCAUGGCUCGAGACUAGAUUUGUAUCAGAAGCAGGCACAAGGUAUUGACAGGGUAUGCAGAAGAGGGGCCCGACGCUGCAGCUGCAACAAUGAAUAAGGGAGAGUUCACAUUUCUGGUAGGGGUAAAAGAAUAUAUUUGGUGGUGGGGGGCCAUUCUCAAGCAAACCUUCCUCUAACUUGAAUGUUUAUGCAGCCGUUUGAUUGAUACAACCCUUAGGAGGAGAACUUUUUUUGAAUGGAAUUACAGGAUUAUGUUCUCUUAAUCUUCCGCAGAUGCCCAGGAGUUGCCCUGGACAGUUGCUGAAAGUUGGUUGGGGCAUCAACAAUCCCUGAUGGCAUCGUGGUGUUCUCUCCCAUAUUUCCCAUUUGACUUGGAGGGUGCAAUGUGGCAGGUUCACUGCAUGGAAACCGAGGAGGCUUCGUUGUCAUGACUAGGGCCAAAAUCCAAUCUGACUCUGAGAAUCCAUCAUCCAAUUCCCUAGGCAUGUGUUCUAGCUGUAAAAAAAAAAGCAGCCAUGAGGGUAACUAGAACCCAAGGGCAGUGAUUAAGCUGUUAGGCAAUAGAUUCAGGACAGACAAAGAGAAGUACCUCUCACUUGAUGAGAACAUGAGUGGUAAGAUAUGCUAGCAGUGGGUGUACUUACUAGUGGACCAAUUUAAAAUGGGAUUCAACAGAUUAAUGGAGAGGUCCAUCAAUGACUUUUUGUCAUGUUGCAUAACUAAAGGGAAUUCCCUUGUUCAGAGGCAGCAAACCUCUGAAUACCGGUGCUAGGAGGCAACAACAGCCUGUUUUUGUUAGCCUUUCAGGGCAACUGGUUGCCUGCUGGAUGAAACAGGUUGCUGGACAGGAAGCCUGUUAUAGAGAGGGGGCGUGGCUCUGAGGAAAGAGAAGCCGAACUCUUCUGCCUGUGCCAUGUUCUCAUUUGGAAAUCCCUCUGCUCCUUGCUUCUUAGUGUUGCUUUAGGGCCCAGGGUGGGUGAUAAAGACCAUAAUAUACCCAUUCUGUUUUUGGUUUUUUGGUGUCAAGUCACACCAGCAACCCCUAGUGGUGUUUUCAAAGCAAGAGGUGGUUUUCCACUAUCUGCCUCCAUGUCAUGGCCUUAGUAUUCCUUAGAGGUCUCCCAUCCAAAUAUUGGCCUGGGUCAGAGCU
Sphaerodactylus townsendi is the source of this 2828-nucleotide messenger RNA. RefSeq names its product VPS37D subunit of ESCRT-I (gene VPS37D). The record is from RefSeq and is a predicted model, not a curated record. Bases 25 to 882 code for a protein of 285 amino acids. The transcript is spliced from 4 exons. Gene Ontology annotation, cellular component: ESCRT I complex. Gene Ontology annotation, biological process: ubiquitin-dependent protein catabolic process via the multivesicular body sorting pathway; protein targeting to membrane; protein targeting to vacuole. NCBI's taxonomy places the organism in Eukaryota, Metazoa, Chordata, Lepidosauria, Squamata, Sphaerodactylidae.